Messenger RNA from Tuber melanosporum (Perigord truffle), 5977 nucleotides. RefSeq lists its product as uncharacterized. Gene Ontology annotation, cellular component: plasma membrane; cytoplasm. The coding region runs from base 347 to 5977 and encodes 1876 amino acids. The transcript is spliced from 3 exons. Gene Ontology annotation, biological process: small GTPase-mediated signal transduction. Gene Ontology annotation, molecular function: guanyl-nucleotide exchange factor activity; small GTPase binding. The record is from RefSeq and is a predicted model, not a curated record. NCBI's taxonomy places the organism in Eukaryota, Fungi, Ascomycota, Pezizomycetes, Pezizales, Tuberaceae.
UACCGUUACCAUAUCAUUCCGCACCGUAGUGCUCCUUUCAGGGGGUUUUCCUUUUUUUUUUUACCUCUCAACCUCCUCGUCUUACUUCAGUUCGAAACCUUCUUCCCCCCUUUGCUCGAUAAUAACAAUCCGUCUGUGCAGUUAUCAUAAUCCUUCAGCCCACCCAAGCAGUGACGCCUGCUGCGGGUGCCCGUUUUUCCCCACUCCCCAUCGCGCGUCAGCUCCAACCCCCAAUUGACCUGCCAGGGAAAUUCUGCCCAUCAAAAAUUCAUUGUCGUAAUACCAAUAAACCCUUACACCUCGUUCGUUUGUUCGUUAGUUCGUUCGUUGUCAUUCGUUCGUUCCAAUGCCUUGGAUUCCCCUAGCUCGCAUAGCUUUCGCGAUAGCAACACACCCCUUCAACCCUACGUCACGGGAUGAUCUCCCCCUAGAACUUGGCGACGAGCUUUACAUUAUCGAAUCUUGCAAUGAUGGUCAAUGGUUCCGUGGAUACCUUGUUGCGCCUCCAUCGCUGCUGGCCGGUCUCACCAGUACUAAGGGUGCUACCCUCGAAGCUCGUGUGUUUUCGGGUAUCUUUCCAGCCGCGUGCGUCGAUAUCAAGGAGUACUUGAGUACGGAGGUGCCACUACUGCCCGAGGAUUCCGUGGAGGGCAGAGACUACGAUCACGACGGCAAUGAGGUACCCAACCGACAGGAGAGCGCGGUGGUCAACGGGAAUCAUUUGUUAUCUCAGCAUGGGGACUCGAAUGGUGUGAACGGUCUCUCCCGGUACAGCGCUGACUCAAAUGGACGUCGGCCAAAAUCCAGUGGUAAUGGUAAUAGUAAUGGUCGGGUUGCCCGGACAAAGUCCUCGCGUUCCAAGAAGAAUCGCCGCUCGAUGGCGAUUACUCCCCCGCCUAGGCACCCCGGCGGGGGUGGUCAUAAUCGCCCGCGACCGGCCGCCCCAGUGCCCAUGUUGAAGGUCGGUGACGAGUCGUCUUCGUUCGAAUCGGAACCUCUGGUGGAUGAGAUUGCCUCCUGUCUUAGGGAGUGGCAUGCGGCGAAUCUUCACGAGUUGCUGCUAAACAGCGAGUAUCCACUUCUUGACGAGAUCUCUUCCCUGGUACACCAGCUCGACCUGUCUCGGCGGCGGUUGCUACAUAGUGUUCUGACAAAGGCGGAAUUGGUGGCCACCAGGGAGAGCACGGUUUGGGCGCUCGUCAGGGGGAAUAGGCUACUCUCCCGGGAGAUCAUUGUUCGGGAUCCUAACUCUGGGAGGAUACUGACAGGAGAUGACUCUAGUGUUGAUAUCACUACCUUGCAGUCGCAGAUGUCGUUGUUAGAAUACCCGCCUACUCCUUCUCAGGAUGGAAUAACACUGCAUCACUUAUUGAUGGAGCAUAAGGCUUUUGUUGGAAUGGCGAAUGAACCGGUUACGCUCGUAUUUUACCUGUCUACCAAACAAAAUAUACCCAUUUCGGAAUCAUUCACAGUAUCUCUCAACGCGCAGGGAACACCGUUGGAUUCAAAUAAUUUGGGCAAGAUGCAGACGCUCUUCACCGACCUUUCUUCCCGGGAUGCUAUGGAGGACAUGUUUUUGGUUGUUAGAGUUUAUUCCACCAUGUCGGUUGCUCCCGGCCCGGCUACUUCACCCGGCAAGGGCCACCAUGCAGCACCUUCGGAAACCACGUUUGGAACUAUCAAGCAUUCAGCCAUGAAUGGAGCUACGUUACCCGCUAGAGGCGAGCAGAGGACCAAAGGGAGGGUGAGUGUAUUGUUUAGUCCAAGGCCGAAGACAUCAGGAAACGAGGACUCACCGACCGAAUCGCGUGCAAACGAUGAGAAUCUUCCCCCCCAUCCUGUCCCUCCACUACCAAACUCACCGAUGGUCGCGACACACAAUGCGCGACAGAUGCCCCAGCGAGUGACGUUCCAGAGAGCGCUAGGAGUGGGGGUUCUCGAUGUUGGGAGGUUUGUAAGGCAGGACCAAGCCAUCGAGCAGGCUAUAAGGAUAUUCGCUCCGGCGGGAAUGGGGUCGGCAGCCGGUAGCACGGAGAAGAGCUAUGGGGGCUCAGUUGGGGAAAAGGGCGGCGGAAAGCCUGGAGACGGCGAGGAUUGGGACAGGCUGAUUAGAGAUGUUAUUGAGUCCCGAACAGGGAAAUUUGAGAAAUCACCAAAGGCGGAUCGCCUCCAUCUUUAUCUUCGUCCAUUUACAUCUCCUGAUGCGGACUCACUGAUUAAGGCUACGCCCACUUUGUUGCACAAUAUCAAUUGUGCACAGAAGAUUGGCUUUUCUGGAGCGCCAACAAAGCCCAGGUCUGAUAUAUACAUUACUCUUGGGAACCCGAUCUUGCCAAGACACGCAUUAUUACUUCAUCCGAAGUUGGGUUCCUGUGCUCUUCCGGCGUCGUCGCAUUUCAAUUCUCUUCAGAUAUCGCUCGAAGUCCGGAGGCCGAACGGGGAGAGGAUUAAGGAUUGUAUAUUUUCGGCUUCAAACAUCCCGGGAGUAACCGUUUGGAAAUCCGUUGUUGUCGCCAGGGACGAAUCGUGGAAUCAAACCAUUAGGCUUGCUUUGGAUGAGGAGGACGUUCCCAGUGCUCACUUGUUCAUGGUUCUCUCGGGUGUCCCGCAUGCGCCUACCGCCUUGGCGUGGUUACCGCUAUGGGAUAAGGGAGCUUUCUUGAGGGAUGGGGAUUACUCACUGUUGUUGCACAAGUAUGACGAGUGGACAUCUUCGCCGAUAUCAACUGUUUCAGGGAAUGGUAAUGGAUAUCUGAAUCAGCCUUGGAUGCCUGGGGGUGAAGGAUGGGCGGCGGCAUUGUCAAUGGGGGGCACGGCUGCCACGAUAAAGGUUAAAACCUACCUGUGCAGUACUAAGUUUUCUCAAAACGAUGUUUUGCUAUCACUAUUGCAGUGGAAGAAUAUGAAGGAGUCUGAAUUGAUUGCAUUGCUAAAGAAGGUUGUAUUCGUUCCUGAGAUGGAGGUCGUUAAACUGCUCCGGGAGGUUUUCGAUGCCCUGUUUGGGAUAUUGGUCGAGUAUGCCAAAAAGACGGAGAUGGAGGAUCUGGUUUUUAUCGCGCUCGUCACCGUUCUUGGGAUCGUCUAUGAUCGGAGAUUCCAUUUGGAGCCUAUUGUGGAUGUUUAUGCUGAGAAGCAUUUCGAUUAUCCGUUCGCUGCAUCGUGUCUAUUGCGGUCUUUCACUCGAUUAUUACAGGAUCCCACCAAUACCGAGAGCUCAAGAAGACUGCGGUCUACAUUUAAGGUUGGACGACACAUUUUCCAGUUUAUCGCUAAGGCAAGGGAGCAGCAGAUUGUGAAGGAGGCGACUAUCGGGCUAAAUGGCGGCAGCGGCGGGAAUCAGACGUUCACGAAGGAUCUUCAGGUUAUAUUCAAGCUGCUGGAGAACCUCAUGCGGAAUGGUGCUGCUAUGCUGGUAGGCAGUCAGACGCUUGCUGUGCAGCAUUUCCAUACUUGGUUGCCCGAGAUGGCGGGGCUGGUUACUCGGGAGCAGAUAUUAUUAGUUGCUAUUGACUUUAUGGAUGCUUGCUCGGAUGUUAAGGGGAAGCUAGUUCUUUACAAGUUGGUCCUGAUUAUCAAUUACUCGCGGAGUUCGCUAUUUUCUCAGCCGGAGGACCGACGGGCUUUGACGCUGAACACUGUGCGGUGGUUAGCCCCACAUUGGGGGAAGACUGAUGAUGUAACUGGACAAUGGAGGGACCAAGUUCGGCUCUGCUGCAGUGUUCUCGCCGCUCAGGUUGAAGAGCUUGGGGAGGAGGUAUCAGAGUAUAUUCCCAAAAUUGUUGAUUCCUAUCGCGCGAUUCAGGCUACUGGAAGACGUGAAAGGGAGACCUUUUCCUUACUAUUCCCCCGUACUUAUCCUUUCCCCACCAAAAACAUACCCGGGCGACCGGUAUUCGAUGAGGCGCUGAUAGAACUGGCCGCUAUCUUGGCUGCGGUAUCGAGCAUUCCUACUGGAUUACAUCUAGAUCUUAGCGAAGAGGACUUGGCAAAGUUUCUAAUGGACGACCUACAGGUCCAUAUGAGCAUUCUCUCGUGUGACGCUUUCCCGCAGUCAUGGUUGAGUGUGCAUAUCUAUCAGCACAAGUCAACAAUGCGGACCUUGGAGACGUUGGCAGGAAUUUUGGUGGAUUCGUUUCUGCCGGACCCGGAUGAUGCAGAGAAGUUCAACACGGAGCUUUGGCAAGCUUUCUUCACGACAUUGCUGAUGCUUGUUGGGUCGGAGGCUCUGGCAUUGGAAACCUUUCCGGAGCAGAAGAGACGGGCGGUGUGGAAAGUCGCCGGGGAUGUCAGGGAGCAAGGAGCGGAUCUACUGAGAAGAACAUGGGAGGCUAUUGGCUGGGAGACUGGUAGUGAGGAUAAGAGGAGGUUUGGCAUUGAGAAGAUGGGUGGGUAUCAAGUGCAAUACGUGCCUGGAUUGGUGGCGCCUAUUGUUGAGCUCUGCUUGAGCGUGCACGAGGGGCUGAGGAGUGUGGCGGUGGAGGUGCUGCAGACGAUGGUGGUGAGCGAAUGGACGUUGAGUCAGGACUUGAGUGUUAUUCAAGCAGAAAUGAUUGAUAGCCUGGAUCGACUUUUCAAGUCAAAGAAACUUACAGAAAGCAUUACUCAGAAACUUUUUAUCGCUGACUUGAUUGAGCUCUUCGAGCCGCUGUCGUUGAUUCCUAAUGACCCCCUUACGGUCAAGGUUCGGGACCUGUUACAUACCAUUGAUAAGUUUCUGGAUCUGUUGGUUGCUGUUCACAAUACGCCGUUGGGAGAAGCGUAUCAUAUUAUGGAUACCCUCCGAUUAAUGGAAUUCCUGAAGGAUAUGCGAAAGGAAGAUAUGUUUAUUCGCUAUGUUCAUCAACUUGUUAGUGUUCAACUAGAGUCUCAGAAUUACGUCGAGGCGGGCCUGGCAUUACAACUUCACGCGGACCUGUAUCCAUGGGAUAUGAGUGAGAGGGUCUCGGCCUUAAUCGACCCACCAUUCCCGAACCAGACGGCAUUCGAAAGGAGAGAAGCUCUAUUCCUGGAAAUGAUAAAAUUAUUUGAGGACGGCAAGAGCUGGGAGAACGCGUUGGAUACGUAUAAGGAACUGGCGCACCAGUAUGAGAAUGUAGUAUUUGAUUAUGCGAAGCUGGGUAAAUGUCAUCGAGCUAUGGCAAAGAUUCACGAAGAUAUUCUCAAUGGCGACAAGUUAAGUCCCCAGUUCUUCCGGGUGGCGUACUUGGGUAUGGGAUUCCCGAUCGGUCUGCGGGAUCGCCAGUUUAUUGUUCAGGGUAACCACUGGGAGAAACUCGCGCAGUUUUCGGACAGGAUCCAACAGCAACACCCCGCAGCCAAGAUUGUCGCUUCUGGCGAGAUUGAUAGUGUUGAGGGACAGUUUAUCCAUAUUACUGCUGUCGAGCCUGAACAUGAUGUUAUGCAUCCUGUUUUCCAGAAGACCAAGGUUUCCCCGAAUACGAGGUCGUUUUUGCUGCAGAAGCAGCCAAGAUCCUUUUUUUCCUCGAGGCCAUUGCCCGGGAAUGAUGCGGGGCGACCUUCAUCUUGGUGGAGCGAGAAGACGGUAUACAGCACGGCUGAGCGAUUCCCAACUAUUCUGCGGAGAUCUGAGAUCCUGAGUAUUUCUACCGUGACGGUUAGUCCUGUUGAGAAUGCAAUUGAAGCGGUCACUGCGAAGACUGGAGAAUUGUCGCUACUCGAGAAACGAUAUGCUGAUAUGAAAGGCGGAGAUGGACAUGAUUUGAACCCGCUAAGUAUGAGUCUUACCGGAGCUGUGGAUUCGCCCGUCAAUGGUGGGGUUGGAGGGUAUAGAGAAUUGGUUAACGAUGAGAGGGUUGCAAUUGAGCUGCGGAAUGCUUUGAAGACGGCGAUACUGGAUUACGUCUUUGUGUUGAAGAAAUGUCUUGCUGUUCAUGGUCAACUGGUAGCCAAUCCGUUGAGGCCUAUGCACGAUAAUAUGAUGCGACGUAUGUUUCUCUUUUUUCUUGAUCGAUAUUAA